UCUUCUGAUUCAGAGUCUGAGAAGGAAGAGGUGAAGAAGGAGAUCAAGAAGGUGACCAAAAAGGAGGUCAAGAAGGAACAAGAAGAGAAACCCAAAAAGACGGAAAAGAAGGCUGAGACUUCAUCUGAUUCCGAUUCAAGCUCUGACUCUGAUUCGGAUGAUGAGAAGGAUGAGGCUGAGGAGGAUACCAAAAUGGAUGUUGACAAAGAGGAUGGCUCCUCUUCUGAGUCCAGCUCCUCUGAAUCCUCUAGUUCUUCGUCCGAUUCCGACUCGGACGCAGAGUCAGAUUCGGAUGACAAGAAGCGAAAGGCCGAUACCGAACAAGCCCCAGUCGUCAAGAAGGCCAAGACUGAGACCGCUGCUGCUCCUUCCAAUGAUGAUAGCUCUGCUUCCACUACUGUUUUCGUUGGUGGUCUCUCCUGGAACGUUGAUAAUGACUGGCUUCGUCAGGAGUUUGAGGGAUGUGGCGAUAUUGCUGAUGUUCGCGUCAUUACCGAUCGUGAUUCCCAAAGAUCUAAAGGCUAUGGUUAUGUCGAGUUUGCUAAUGCCGAGGGUGCCAAAGCCGCUUUGGCCCUUGCUGGAAAGGAAAUUGAUGGCCGUCCCAUCCGUGUCGAUAUUUCUGAAGGUCGUCCCAAGAAGGAGGCAAAGUCUUUCAAUAACAACACUCCCCAGGGCGAGGCUUCUGAUACUCUCUUCGUCGGUAAUUUGAGCUUUUCUGCCACUGAGGAUGAUCUCCGCAGCGCCUUUGCUGAGUGUGGUGAGAUCAUCUCUGUCCGUCUUCCCACUGAUCGUGAGACUGGUCAGCCCAAGGGAUUCGGUUACAUUCAGUUCAAGACAAUUGAAGAGGCCAAGGCUGCCAUUGCCUGGAAUGGCUCUGACCUCGCUGGUCGUCCCUGCCGUCUCGAUUUUGCCGGAAAGAAGCCUGAGCGUUCUGAGGGUGGUGGUGGUGGUGGCCGUGGCGGUCGUGGUGGCGCCCGUGGUGGCCGUGGUGGCCGUGGUGGUCCCCGUGGUGGUGGUGGUCGUGGUGGCCCCCGGGGCGGUCGUGGUGGCUCUACCAACCGUGGAGGCUUCGGUUCUUUCCAAGGAUCCAAGGUCACCUUUUAAGAAAACUGGUCUCUCUUAAAAACAAGUAUUUCUUUUUCACAUUCUUUUCUCAAUUGGCAUUUUGUUUUUUAUCAUCAUUAUUCG
Messenger RNA from Lobosporangium transversale, 1188 nucleotides. RefSeq lists its product as hypothetical. Gene Ontology annotation, cellular component: cytosol. The transcript is spliced from 3 exons. The record is from RefSeq and is a predicted model, not a curated record. Gene Ontology annotation, molecular function: mRNA binding. NCBI's taxonomy places the organism in Eukaryota, Fungi, Mortierellomycota, Mortierellomycetes, Mortierellales, Mortierellaceae. Bases 193 to 1104 code for a protein of 303 amino acids.